This is a messenger RNA of Giardia duodenalis, 1587 nucleotides long. Its product is annotated as Eukaryotic translation initiation factor eIF2A. The record is from RefSeq and is a predicted model, not a curated record. Gene Ontology annotation, biological process: translational initiation. Gene Ontology annotation, molecular function: tRNA binding; translation initiation factor activity; ribosome binding. Gene Ontology annotation, cellular component: cytosolic small ribosomal subunit. The transcript has a single exon. The coding region runs from base 1 to 1587 and encodes 528 amino acids. Lineage: Eukaryota; Fornicata; Diplomonadida; Hexamitidae.
AUGCAGCCCAUUAUCACCAAUUCUGCGGACGGUGCUCAGGUUUGGUCUUUUGAUGGAAAAAGGCUUGUGUUGACACAAACACUGUCCCAGCAACAGGUGAAGUGCUCGGCCGCCAUCACAAGAUCCGACAACCUCAUGUUAGUCUUUCUGACAGGGCAGCAGGAGAUAACAUGUCGCGUAUACGAAUCGACGCUCAAGCGAGACAUCCUUCUGAAGGAGGUCACCCACACCAUGCCUCACCCCAUUGAGUCGUUCACUCUAUCUCACUAUGGAACAUUAAUCCAACUGCACUGCAAUGUUCAGCGACCACUAGACAACUUCCUAUUAGUGGAUGCAUUGAGCGGGACCAUCGUUGCCAGUAUGCAUUCAACCAUACGACUCGCAGGUUUCCGAAGUAUGUCCUGGCCGUACUGCCUGAGCGAGGACGAGGACUAUGUACUCUUUCAAGAUGGUUGGCUUUUGUGCCUCAAACAAUAUGAUCUGGCGUCUAGAUCAUUGAAGGAUUACGGAUACGUGAGUGCCAUCCCGAGAGACCAACCAUGGAGGCUUACUGCUUAUCACUUUACCUUGUCCCUCAAAGUCCCGUCCGAUAGCCUGGAUAAGUAUAGCGUCAUUGUGUGUAUCCCGUCGCAGGGGGGUUCGUCCGGCUAUGCUAUCGUCUACAAACUCUCUCAAUUUGUCGAGCUCUCAUCAGCAGAGGUCGAGACAGGUCGCACCACCAGCACCAAGCCAAUGGAAAUCGCUGACAAGAUCAUGGCAAAGCCAUACAUGUACUGUAUGACAGCCACAUGCGACGUAUUUGUCUUCAAGCCAAGUGAGUCUGGCGCCUGGUUCCUUCUCCUAGAGAAGACAGACGUAGACACUUCAAAGGCCAACAAUUACUACGGAGGCACGAUACUGAGGCAUUAUUGCAUUAUCAACAAGGCUAUAACAUUGAUCACAGAUGGUAAAAGCUACGUUCAUGAUUUCAGCAUCAGGCCCUUAGCCCCUGCCGAUCGAAGCGCUCUGGCUUCGGGCAAGAUUGACUCUCUAAAGGUACUAACCGAAAUGUUCGUCGUGAUCUAUGGGGUGGUUCCCCCCAAAGUAUGCAGCUAUGUGGUUAUGCUCACUAAUUUGGAUCGCAAAAACGCAUCGGCAGAGCUUCAGAAGGACAUCAAUUUUGGCAAUAUGCCAACCAACUCAACAAGUUGGGACGUAGCCGGGAGGUACCUUCUUUUGCGAGGCGAGGCAGGGAUGAACGGGGACUCUAGAAUACUCCGGCCAAUAAUCAACAAUGAGCCGAAGUAUUUGGCGAAAGGGACCAUCCACUCUAGGACGCAUGCACUAUUUUCUCCCAGAGGAGAUGUACUCUUGUAUCUGGUCACAAAGCCCAGAUUCACUGUCGAUAACGGCAUCGAGAUCUUUGAUAUGAAUCUAAAAUCACUGGCUGCGCAGCCAUUUGAAGCUCUGUCUAGUGCCUACUUUAUACCUUAUUGUAAGGCAGACUAUGCCGCAGUGGGGCUUGCUGAGGAAGUGGAAGGGGUUUAUCUGUCGGCCAUUAAGACAGAAACAAAGAAGUACGUUCCUCCAAGCCAGCGUAAGAAGUGA